CCCGCGGCGGCGGCCGCUGACAGGGCGGCGCGGCCGGCGUUGGCGGCCAGCGGCAUGCCCCGUCGAGGCGCCCGGCAAGGAACUGAGAAUGAAAUUGCUGUGGAAAGCUAAAAUGAGCUCAAUUCAGGACUGGGGUGAAGAGGUAGAAGAGGGAGCUGUUUACCAUGUCACCCUUAAAAGAGUGCAGAUUCAGCAGGCUGCCAACAAAGGAGCAAGAUGGCUAGGGGUUGAAGGGGACCAAUUACCUCCAGGACAUACUGUCAGCCAAUAUGAAACAUGUAAGAUCAGGACAAUAAAAGCUGGAACUUUGGAGAAACUUGUGGAGAACCUUCUGACAGCUUUUGGGGAUAAUGAUUUUACCUACAUCAGUAUCUUUCUGUCAACAUACAGGGGAUUUGCUUCUACUAAGGAAGUACUGGAACUUCUCCUUGACAGGUAUGGAAACCUGGAGACCUCAAGCUGUGCAGAUGACAGGAGCCAGAAUUCCUCCACGUCCAAAGCAGUACUCAGGAAUGCAAUAGCAUCAAUCUUAAGAGCCUGGCUUGACCAGUGUUCUGAGGAUUUCAGAGAGCCACCCAGCUACCCGUGUUUGCUGAAAUUGCUGGAUUACCUUAAGAGGAGUAUGCCUGGCUCUGACCCGGAGAGGAGGGCACAGAACCUCUUGGAGCAGUUCCAGAAGCAAGAAGUGGAAAAUGACAAUGGGUUCCAUAGCACUUCCCCAUGUAACCUAGAUGAUGAAGAAGAAAUGGAGAUUAGUGGUCCAGAAGAAUUCUCUUUUUUCCAAGAAGACCUCGUGGCAGAGCAGUUGACAUACAUGGAUGCAAAGCUCUUCAAGAAAGUUGUACCCCACCACUGUUUGGGAUGCAUCUGGUCUCGAAGGGAUAAGAAAGAGAACAAGCACCUGGCACCUACCAUCAGAGCCACCAUCUCUCAGUUCAAUGCGGUUACCAAAUGUGUUGUCAGCACUAUCCUGAAGAGCAAGGAACUCAAAACACAGCAGAGAGCCAAGAUCGUUGAGAAGUGGAUUCAUAUUGCGCAUGAAUGUCGUAUCCUGAAGAAUUUUUCCUCCUUGAGGGCCAUCGUUUCAGCACUGCAGUCCAACUCCAUCUAUCGGCUGAAGAAGACCUGGGCUUCUGUUCCAAAAGACAGAAUGCUGAUGUUUGAAGAGCUGUCUGAUAUCUUCUCGGAUCAUGACAAUUAUUUGACAAGUAGAGAGCUGCUAAUGAAGGAAGGAACAUCCAAAUUUGCAAAUCUGGACAGUAGCGUGAAAGAAAACCAGAAAAGAACACAGAGGCGUCUUCAACUUCAGAAGGAUAUGGGAGUAAUGCAGGGCACAGUACCAUAUCUUGGUACCUUCCUUACUGAUCUGACCAUGCUUGACACAGCUCUUCAGGACUAUAUUGAGGGUGGCCUGAUAAAUUUUGAGAAGAGGCGAAGGGAAUUUGAAGUAAUUGCCCAAAUUAAGCUCUUGCAAUCUGCAUGUAACAGCUAUUGCAUGACACCAGACCAAAAAUUCAUCCAGUGGUUCAGGAGACAACAGCUUUUAACUGAGGAGGAGAGUUACAGCCUUUCAUGCGAGAUUGAAGCAGCUGUUGACACUAGCGCCACAUCACCGAAACCUCGGAAAAGCAUGGUGAAGAGGCUCAGCCUACUGUUCCUUGGAUCAGAGGUGAUCACCAAUAGCACCCCCACCAAAGAGCAACCCAAAUCUACUCCAAGUGGGAGCUCUGGUGAAAGCAUGGACUCUGUCAGUGUUUCGUCAUGCGAGUCUAAUCAUUCUGAAUCUGAAGAAGUCUGCAUCACUCCCAUAGACACUCCUGAUGAGCCUCAGAAAAAGCUCUCUGAAUCCUCCUCCUCCUCUUCAUCCAUCCAUUCCAUGGACACGUCUUCCUCAGGGGUGUCAUCCUUAACCAACGUAAUCUCAUCCCCUCCCUUCUUGUCCUCCAAUCCCAAGAUCCACAAGCGCUCUAUCUCCGUGACAUCCAUUACCUCAACAGUACUGCCUCCUGUUUACAACCAGCAGAACGAAGAUACGUGCAUCAUCCGAAUCAGCGUAGAAGACAACAAUGGCAAUAUGUACAAGAGCAUCAUGCUAACUAGCCAAGACAAAACUCCUGCUGUCAUCCAGAGAGCUAUGUCAAAGCACAACCUCGAGUCUGAUGCUGCUGAGGAUUAUGAGCUUGUACAAGUCAUCUCUGAGGACAAAGAGCUCGUGAUCCCAGACGGCGCUAAUGUGUUCUACGCCAUGAACAGCCAGGUGAACUUCGAUUUCAUCCUGCGGAAAAAAACUUCAAUUGACGGGCAGGUGAAAAUGAGGAGCCGAUCGAGUUUGACACUCCCCAGAACUGCCAAACGGGGGUGCUGGAGUAACAGGCACAGCAAAAUAACACUUUGAAGGAGAGAAGCCCGCAUACAGGUGAACUGAGAAAAGUACCUUUGCUACCAUCCAGUAUUACAGAGUCACAGCAGAUGAAUGUGUCAGUAUUCAACUUUGAAACUAUUUGAGACUGAAAUGCAAAACAAGCAUUGCUAGACCUACAGCCAGAGGUGUCUCUCUCCUCCCCUGCACCUGGAGAUAGACAGACAGACAUGGAUUUAUGGGACAGUCUGGACUAGGAAUUUUUUCUUUUGCACAUUAGCCUAGGAAGGUUAGGGCCCCAUUUACAGGGGAAAACAGGACUGGUUGUCUUAAGAACACCACGUAAGCCAACUCUGGAGAGAAAAUAUUUUCCUUUGUGCCAGUAUUACACAGAACAUCUAAAUUUAUUUUUAUAAAACUGGAGAAGAAAAGUCGCAAUAAAAUUCUGCCUGAACCAAGGAGAAGGUCCCAGCCAGCCUCCAGCUGACUGAGAGCACUGGUCUGCAGAAGGUGUGGGUGAGCUGAGAGCUACUAACAGUUGCUGCCUCCAGGAGGCAUUUGCAUUCAUGAAAAAGCAGGGUGGGUAUGUCCCCAAAACACUCACUCACCUCUGGAGACAAAAAGAGAAUCUACAAUUAUAUGAUGUAUUGCUUUCACACAGCUGGCUUUUUUUUUUUUUUUUUUUUUUUUUUUUUUUGCACUUGUUCAAAGCCAGAAAAAUACAUGUUUUGGAUUUUUUUUUUUCCAAAGAACACUAAAAGAACGGACUGCACUUGCUUUUGGAUGAAUGUCAUGAUUUGUUAAUGAACAAGGCAAAGUCAAACACUACUUGUCUGGAUUUUGUUCUUGUCUUAAUGCCACUACACUGUGGUUUUCCUUACGCUUUGCUAACCUAUCGAACAGAGGUCAAUGCCUUUUGCAUGUACUCCAAAAUGACUGAUGUACCUCUUUCUUUGUAAUGUGCAAUCACUCUUCAUGAGCAAAAAUUUUGCCUGCAUUAAUGCACAUUUUCAUUCCAUGAGAAGCAACCCCACCACCUUUUGUUUUAAAAGUGGAUAUUGAGAGGAGACUGCCAGGUUUACUGUAUUGCCCCAAACAACCAGAGAUUUUUAUAUACUUAUAGCAUUAUUAUGCGUAACCUCCAAACAACUCUCUUGCUCUUUCUAUAUAUCUACUAAAUGGAUUUCCAGACAUGGUACAUCCUUUCAGCUGGAAUAAAGAAUUUAGUCAUAUGUUCUCUGUGAAACUUUAAAUAAAUAACAUAUUUUUAUGUCUCUUGCCAGAAUACAGGCUUCCUUGAAAGGACACAGGGGUUAUAUUUUAAAAAGCCAUAAAUGAGACAACGGAUUGUAAACAACCCUUACUGAACAGACUGUCUUUGGGAUACAUAAGUAUUAGUUAAAAUAAACUUAAAUACUGAAUUUUA
This is a messenger RNA of Rhea pennata, 3785 nucleotides long. RefSeq names its product ral guanine nucleotide dissociation stimulator like 1 (gene RGL1). Gene Ontology annotation, biological process: positive regulation of GTPase activity; Ras protein signal transduction. The transcript is spliced from 18 exons. The record is from RefSeq and is a predicted model, not a curated record. The coding region runs from base 89 to 2395 and encodes 768 amino acids. Gene Ontology annotation, cellular component: plasma membrane. Lineage: Eukaryota; Metazoa; Chordata; Aves; Rheiformes; Rheidae. Gene Ontology annotation, molecular function: guanyl-nucleotide exchange factor activity.